Sphenostylis stenocarpa is the source of this 438-nucleotide messenger RNA. The record is from the annotation of a GenBank genome assembly. Lineage: Eukaryota; Viridiplantae; Streptophyta; Magnoliopsida; Fabales; Fabaceae.
AUGGCAGGCCUUCAGUUAGCAACACCCUUUACUCUUUUCAGAGGAGGGCAACCCACUCGGAAGCUCUCCACUGCUUCUCAGUUCAACCCUCGGCAAGGUCUUGGUUUGCGUCCACUCACUGUGAGGUCCUACAAAGUGGUGAUUGAGCAGGAGGGAAAGUCCAAUUCACUGGAAGUUGAAGCUGACGAGACCAUACUGUCAAAGGCAUUGGACUCUGGCUUGCCUGUGCCUUAUGACUGCAGGCUUGGAGUUUGUAUGACAUGCCCUGCUCGUCUCAUCAGUGGAUCUGUUGAUCAGAGUGAAGGAAUGCUCAGCGACGAUGUGGUGGACCGUGGUUAUGCUCUCUUAUGUGUCUCCUACCCUCAAUCCGAUUGUCAUAUUAAGGUUAUCCCCGAAGAGGAGCUACUGUCAUUGCAGUUAGCCACUGCCAAUGACUAG